Molecule: messenger RNA, 7084 nt
Organism: Dreissena polymorpha
Lineage: Eukaryota; Metazoa; Mollusca; Bivalvia; Myida; Dreissenidae
Exons: 34
Coding region: 304-5865 (1853 amino acids)
Source: RefSeq, a predicted model, not a curated record
UAUAGAAAGAACGUCUAUUCAAACGAUCCCACCGAGGUCCUGUUGGAAACAAGGCCUCUAUUCUCGCGGCUCGGUCGAUAGACAAGGCAAAUAGACGAUUGAAAAGCAAUAAGCUAAAAAUAAUUGUCUUUUAAAACUCUACCCAUAAUUCUAGAUGUGACCUAUCAAAGAUCGAUGAAAGAUUGAAUUCCAAUUCCAAGGCGCUUAUUUCCAACUGACAAACUACAGCCUUGGCGAUGACGAACUGGGCAACGAGCGGAAUUUAAUAUUUCUUUCACUAACAAAAAACAACGAAUUUUUGCGAUGUCCGCUUCAGCGUUAUGUAAAAUUGUGUGUUUGAUAGGAUAUGUGUCGUUAACCAUAGGUCAGUUCACGGGAGAUGCUGACCACGCCUCUUCCCGGACGCGUCAGAGGCAGCUAGACAGGGAUCGAUAUGGACCGAACGGACACAGAUGCUGCCCGGACUGUAUGGUCGGACCGGAAUGUUCUCACAAUGUGAAAAUGCGAGAUCCGAAGUUCCACACGCCUAUGAAGAUCGUCACAGUCACAGGGGCGCACCACAAUGGCCGAACUCACCUAGCGUACAACAGCACCACCUACCCCGGUGUACCCGCGUGCCCCUGUUCAGCCUUCGAGUACCGCAUUUCGGGUAUAGAGGGCUCCAAUGGGGAAGCAACAGGCGAUCUCGAGAGCCUAUUCAGGAUAGAUUCGGCAACUGGUCAUGUGUUUUUGAAUGACCACGUGACAAUGAGACCCAAUCAGAUGUACGUGCUGACGAUCCUGGUUCGUAACGUGCUCACGAACGCCAGUGACGAGACGAGACUGUCCGUGAACUCGCUGUCGCCUGUCCAUCAGUUCACGCCAUUGCGCAGUCACAUCGGAUAUGACGUCGGUUCCAAUAUCGAAGACAUUGUUCUCUUGGAGCCACAACCACUGAGUCGACACAAGAGAGCAACGCCGCCUGCCGAGACGCAGUUUACGCUUAGCUACGAGCCGACAGCGAUAACUGAACUCCGGGUUGGUACUCGCAUCAAGUUCAAACUCGACAUCGUUUUCCCGGCCACCUCGGUGGACAUGCGCGUCGAGCUGUUUACACCAGACGAUAUACACACAAUCAUGAUUCUGUGUGACGUCAGCGUAACGUUUGGGUCUAACCUAAUUAGCACCUACAACAAUUCUCCAGUUUUUGAAUCUAAGACCAACCAACCUCAUCAGAACGACUGGGCGAUUCUCGACUUUGGGCCGGUGAACUACGUUACCUCAACUCCCACAACCCUGGCCGAGCACACGGCAACGGUCCUGUACGAGGCGGUGAUGACCGACAGUUUGCAGGCGACAAACAGCACGUAUUGGGUGAGCGCUGGGGCGGAGUACAGCAGCGAGACGUACAUCUGGAUCGGACAGGCGUCUUUCACCGCCAUGAUGGACGGGAACAUGACAGUCGGAUCUGACCCCAUCUUCAACGUGACCUUGCCAACCAGCCUCGCAUUGGGACAGACGGUGCUAGGCACGCUGGACAUGUACAUCCCCUAUCCCGCCAAGGACUACGUACUUAAGGUCCACACCCCGGCAGACGAGAUCGGGCUUAUGUCGAUUUGCUGGAUCCAAAACACAUGGACGGAAACUGAUUUUGGAAGCAACUUCCGAUGCGUUAACAAAUAUUCCCAGAUCACUUCCGGCCUUACAAAAGAUGCGCAGGCGAUCGGAAACUCCAUCGCAACAGUAAACUUAGGGACGUUACUGAAUAAAGGUUCCCGAGACGCCAAUCCGGUUGUGUCAGACAAUAGAGUGAGUGCGCAAUUCAUCGCGCACCUGUACCCGGACGUGACGAAGGUGGGGCAGUUGAGGAGCUUAGGCUUCUCCCUCGAGGCGGGCGACACCACCGUCAUCGUCGGCACCGCCAACUUUACCAUCACCGCCGCCGGGUCGUCGUCUACUAAUCCAGGUCUGACCAGCGUCACGCCCUCAGGUCCAAUACUAGACGCCAUGGUCGGGAAACCCGUCAAGGUAACGUACGUCAUGUCAAUACCGCCAUCGACAAGCGCUUCUCUCUACGUCAUCGAGGCCAGUGUUCCCGCAAACGCGUUUACCGUUUGCUCCUUAAAAGUGACGUCAAUAGGUAACGCCAUGCCGUGUCACAACCCGCAUUGGUACGUCAGUAAAUACGAGACCACCGCAGGAAACGUGGAGCCGGACAAGGCCAGUGUUGAUUUAGGAUAUGUAACGAACCUCAACCUGACCACCAACAACCUAUUCACGGUCGAGGCGGUGUUCAAACCGCUCUCCGGAGCAACUCUUAAUACCCUAUACACACUCAACUUCAACGUGAUGGUGGGGACCACCUCAGUCAACAUUCACCCUAUGCAGAUUACUGUGACCAGCAGCGGAUCGCCCACUACUAUUACGAACGCAACAGCCCCGAUGUUUAACAUGGAUUUUUACAACGGCAACAUUCAAGUACCCGUGAACGGUGGCACGCGCGUUGACGUCACAAUGACAACGUCACGGAAUGUGACGUACGAUGCAUUUGACAUGGAGUUCAUUACACCUUUCGGCAACACCUCCACAUACAUGCACGUGUGUCGCGUGGAUAUUGUACGGAACGGCAAGAAUGUCCCAUGUAUCUCGCCCGAGUGGUAUAAUACGCGGAUGGAUUAUCGCUCUCAAUAUAAUGACGGGUACAAUGACCGAGCGCUACUCAAUUUGGGCUCACUAUGCAACAUGGAGGACGUAAAUAACAACACCGAGGAUCAAGUAAACUUUGCCUUUUUCUACCGGGUACUGGACAACGUCGAGGUCACUCAUAACUCAGAGCACCACGUGUCGAUGGGUCUACAGUACUCCAGCACGCAGCUAUUUGUGGGGGACAUUCAGAUGACGGCGACCAGAGGUCAGAACUUUGGACCAACCGGAAACAGUUUCGGAGCGUAUUUUACAAACUCAAGUUACAUCCCGCUGCCCAUCGGAGUGUCCCUACUCACGACGAUUGUCAUCAAAAUCCCUCGCGGAAAUUCGUCAGAGAUCACCGUGAAGGCGACAUCGAACAACCAGGAAAUUCAGGUGUGCACGGUGCGCGUCGUUGCGGCCGGAAACCAUUUUCCUUGCGUGGACGACAAGCUGGUGAAGCGGACGUAUGUAAUGUCUGCAGACGGGACCGGUUUCAGCGAAGUAUCGGCGGCAGUGGGAAUAGUUACCAAUUAUGGUGACACCAGCGGACAAAUGACUCCCAACGGCUACAUGGACAACGACGGUUUCCAGGUGGAGGUGAUAUUGCGCGCGGCGAGGGGAUACCCGAGCACCACCGCGUCAUACACAGUACACGUGUACCUAGACACGCAGAAAACUAGUGCUUUGGCUUGGUCGCUACCCGUUACCACUACGGAGAGCUUUGCAGCGGUUCCACAAACGACAGCUCAAGGUCCAGUGAACGCCUCGAUGUCCAUCGGUGAGAUGACAAUCGGCGAUAACAAUUCCACCGUUGCCAUUGGCGACGUCCGCAUGGUCACCAUGGAUGUCGUAGUACCGGAACGUUCUGAGUAUGAUCUGCGCGUGUCGUUUGUGGUCCCGGUGGGAGACGUCGGUAAGAUAGAGAUCUGUGACGGCGCCGUCAUUUUCGUCGGCGAUAACGUGCCGUGUGUCAACAAUGAGGUGGCUCCAACGUUCCAAGGAAGUUCUGAUUACAACAGCACAGUGUCAUUCGACCUCGGUUAUGUGUGCAACAAACCUCUCUACCCUGGCAAUACAGGGGCCAAUACGGUCCGUCUAGCCGCCUAUGUGAGGGUGGUUCCUAACGGUCUCGCGGUCCCCGGCUCCACAGUAUCCAUUUCCGGUACUGUCCAGACGUUCACGUCAACGGUGACGGUCGGCACGUUAACGCUCACCGUUGCAGACUCGUCCAUAUUUACGGACCGAGUGGUGAGUCUACCCAACGUCCCAAAUGACACGAUAAUGACGUUGAGCGUAGCGAAUCCGUUAGUGAUGAACGUCGGUCAGAACGUGACGCUCGACGUCAUCGUAAAGGUUCCGCCCGUCUCCGUCUCAAGGUUUCUGUUUGACGCCGAAGUACCACAUGACGGCACCUCCGCCUGCAUGACCAUACGGGACAUCCGGGUUGUUGGCUCCCUGGGUCGGAACGUGCUGUGUGUGGAACCGUCUGUGAACAACAAGAACGUGAUAUACACGCCUUAUUACAACAGCUCUCUCGGGAACGGGCAGACCACGUACGGGUACCUCGACGUCGGCAUAAUUACCAACACGGGUGUGACUUACAAAAGGAAGACGCCACCGAACGCCACCACCGACGACGACAGGCUGCUCCUUCAGCUAGAUAUUCAGAUGGCAGACUGUGCUACGAAUGUCAACGGGACGCUUCUUACAAUAAGCUUGGGUCACAAGGUUGCUAAUUAUGUAUUCAUUUACGAACAUCCGGUGCAGGUGCGCAGAGACACGUUGGAGAAACCGGACAUUUUUCUUGAGGGCAGCGUUAAUGCGGCCUCAAACAGCUCGGCGGUGGUUUUGAACUUUGCCUCCUACCACUCGGUAAACUCCAGUGCGGAGGGACUGAACACCAGUUACCGCCUGUGGUUUCCCGCGUAUUUGAUCCCGCGCACUCCGCUUGUGUCCAGCAACAAAAGUGACUGCGUAAUUGUUCCAGACUCAAGUGUGACGUCUUUAGUUGAGAUCCAGUGUGAACACCUGUAUUUCUCGGAAGUAUUCCACUUCUCCGUCGGCGCUGACGUCAACACCUCCGCCGUCACUCCCGUGGGAUACAACACCGACCCGUCAGUGGCCCUCCUGGAGGUAACUACUGGUUACAGUAGCAACCUGUCGGACGCUUACAACCUCACGGCAUGGUACCCGGAGCCGACCACAUUUGCCGACAGCCUCGAGUUCAGCGUGACUGCAGGGAUGGCCAACUGCAACGCGGCUCUGGGAUUGAAGAGCGGCGUCAUAGCGGACUGCCAGAUCAGCGGCUCCAGCAACAGUAUCGCCUCCCCCACCCUCGCCCGCCUGGACGGCACCUCAGCCUGGAAACCGUACGUUCGUAACGGCAAGUUCGCCGAGAACAGGUUUUGGAUGGUUUACUUCGGGGACCAGACGAGAGUGACGUCACUAGACGUGCAGCAGAACACGGUCGCACCUCACAAAGCCACCGAGAUUACCCUGGAAUACACGAACGACGGAAAGUCCUGGUUUGGAUCGGAAACAAAAAGCCUGGGCCCCAACCCCGGACCAUUGACCAACGUUCUGACCAGUGGAACCGUCUCCCGCGGUCUCCGUAUUCGUGUCACAAACGACACUACCGGCAUGAACAUGCCGAAUGUCGCCCUCAAGUUCGAACUGUACGGCUGCGAGAUAACAUCGACCGUCACCCAAGCAGCUUCAUGCGCAGUGGUGGCUGCGACGAACCCAACAGUACCAACAGACUUCUACCACCGCAGUUUCCUGACGACAUCUGUCGGUCAGGUAAUCGUCUGUGACCGGAAGUCAGAUAGCUCGACAUAUCACGGACACUGCAUAAGGAGUCUGAACAACGGCGAUGAGUGGAACGAAAUUGACGGCAAUCUGGCAAGCAUGAUUGGUCGCGAGACGGCACUGAAUGUCCUCUACGCGUACGGGCAGAACCUGAAGACGAUUCUCCAAUCUACCGACGAAGGCCUGACGUGGAUGACGGCGUCGCCCGAUAGACUGGCGGCCGACAAACUACUGGGCACCUGGAUCGGCGCCAAAAAUGUCCCGGAAACGAGCGAGAGCAAUCUCAUCACCGCGACGCCGCAUUUCACAUUCCAGCAGUCACCAUGGGGAGCAACGUACUCGGGGAUGUUCUACAAUACAGUACAGAAGCACAAAUGGUCGUCCGCCUAAAGUUGGAGUCACGUGACAAAUUUAAGUGGACGAAAAACCCAACUGGCGGCAAUUUUAAGAACGAUACUGUUUUUUCAGUGAUUAACACUCAUGUUGUUUAAUUCUUGUUAUUGCAGUAGAUGAUUUGUUUAUCAACUGUAGUUUUAGCGUUUAAUGCCAAAAUUAAUUUACAUCUAAAUAUUGGUUUCACACUUGUUUUAGACAAAUCUGUAACACACAUAACUUGAUAUCGAGACUAUUUUUUAUUAAUCUGAACAUUUAUAUUUGCUUACUACAUACCACAUUUUUCAAAAAUGAAAGCCGAUGCAUUGUAAUGCUUCUCCAUCACAUUUUUUAACCUGCUAAUGAUUUUACUUCAAUAUUUAAUCAUAUGACAAUCCCUGCAGAUAUAUACUUUCAAACAAUUAUAUAUUAUUGCAAAUAUUUCGUGUUAUUUCAACGUAUCAGUCUAAUGCGAACUGUGUUAAUUUACUUCAAAAUAUAAUUUAACCUGCUGAGUUUUAGAACUUACAUAAUAUCUUUCAAGGUAAAGAAUCGUGCUUUUAAUGUUUCUUAACUUACAUUUUCGUUAUUACAAAAUUAUGACCGCUUUGGAUAAAGUAUUCAGUAAAGGGAAAAUAAAAAAUAUAUUCAAAAUGAGAACAGCUCUCCCAUAAAUUGAACAUUUCAUUUCCAAGAAUGUUGCUGAAAUUAUUAGGCGAAAUAAAAACGUAUGUCACUUUUUGCAAUCUUCAAUAAGACGUUUGAUAACAUCUGCUUAAAGUUUGUUUGUUUCUGUUUCUAUACGUAGAUAUGAGUUGUCGUGCUUUUUCGUAGAAGAAAUUACCAGCAACAGAAGCAAAAAAACAAGACAAGUAUUUGAUCCGUCCUACAGUUCUAAAACACGUAAACCUGGAUGUAUCAAAAUAAUCGUUUGAAACUUUUAUAACAACGGCUAUAUGUUGUAAGCCAGCAUGCACACGAACAAUUUACAUAGUUCAUAGAGUUGUAAUUGUGGUCUGUGUUAUACUGUGUUUUACUUUCCUGACUUUGUAGAACUCUCCUGUACUGUCUGGGUCAAUUACUAUUUUUAUAUAAGUGCGUAAAAAUCUAACUGUGAUAAGUUGUCUAAAUCUCUUUACUCGUAUUUCGUUUUGUUUGUUCGUUGGUUUAGAAAAUCAUAAUUGUAUUUUUCUUAAAAAUGUUAGGUUUUUGGUCAUAAAAUAAUGUUUCGACGACA